Messenger RNA from Folsomia candida, 1860 nucleotides. RefSeq lists its product as uncharacterized. The transcript is spliced from 4 exons. The coding region runs from base 230 to 1129 and encodes 299 amino acids. The record is from RefSeq and is a predicted model, not a curated record. NCBI's taxonomy places the organism in Eukaryota, Metazoa, Arthropoda, Collembola, Entomobryomorpha, Isotomidae.
AUAUGAGCAUGUCAAAAACAAUGGGAUUUUAUUUCUAACGUACUACAUGAACGUUCCCAACAUACACUUCUAAACCUGGACAUGUUAUCCUUCCCAUGGUAAAUAUAGACCCUUCCUGUGAGAAAGGGACCCUUCUUCCCUCAGUCUUUCUACAAACCGCAACCUAGCAUCACGUUACAAAGUUCAUAAAUUCCCGUUCAAAUUACACACAUUCGGAAAUAUAAAUAAAAUGUGUACAAGUUCCAGUUCUCGAAAGCAUGAAUCUUGUGAUGCAUCUGACAUCGCAGCAAUGCUUGUGUUAAUCCUUGUCGCGGUUAUUUUUUUGGUUUUUACUAUAAUUUUUGUUGUUAACGAUUGCUCCCGGGAGGCGCAGAUUCACCUGAAUGCCAAGUCUGGCAAAUGGGAGGCUUCUGAUUGGUCGUUGUACGACGCAAGUACCCCGCCCGGUGGGGAUAGUAACGCUACCCGGGUGAAAAUUAGCUUCACCCGGGUAACCCCAUAUUUUACGGGGGGUUCGUACAGUUUGGAUUUGGGGCUCAACUUCGUCCUCGUCCAGACCUGGGGAGAUGAAAGACUGGUGGUUAAAUCCGAUCCGGAAGAUGUGAAGAAUACAGCGACAAUUAAGGAAACGAAGGGGGAGCAGAUUUCCAUCUGGAAACCAUCCCUGGCCACGGACCCGACCUCUUGUUCCGGCCCUGGCAACCUGAUUGGGGACGAAUCCUGGCUCCACGGGGAUGGACGGGUGUACCGGACGCAACACGUCAAUCUCAUCUUACCUCUGUCCCGCAAAGGAAAUUCGAGCAGCCCAGCCCCUCCCACGAAGGACUACUUUCUGGACAUUUUCUCCACCCGGGAAUUUCUCGCUGGGGUCGUCCUCGAGUGGAAGGGAGAGGAUCCCGUCAGCUUCAAGAGGGACGAGGAGGAGGCCGAGAAACGGAGGAAAUCUGGCAACUAUACCGCACCUCGGCCCAGUCUGGUCAUACAUAGUGAUUCAGCCCGUUGGCGGGUGGGUUACAGCGUGGGAAAAUGUGAGAUGAAGGAGGCCCUUGGCGACAAAGGGUCCAAUUUUAUGAGGGAGUUGGCCUGCCUCCGAGUGGGGUUUAAAAUUGAGAGGGUGAUUUCUAAGUGAGUAGGUGAAAAAUAGGGGAAUCUUUGUUCAUGCAAAAUUCGUUGGUAUUUUUUGCUACUUCCUGUCACAAAUUUUGAUUGUUUUUACAUUUGUUUGUUUUGGAUGUCGUAAAACUGGUAAUAAUAUGCUCCGAAAAUUUAUAAAUAUGUACAAAAUAUACGAAUAAAGACACAUCCUCUUUAAAAACAUGUUUUUAGCUACUUGGUAAAGAAUUCUUAAUAACCGUCUUUACCGAGCUCUUGGUAAUAACGCGUCCUACAAAAAUUAUACGGGGUUAUUACCGUAUCAAUACCAAACGGGUAACUAGCCUUCCACCGCAAUGUUUUAAGUUAUCUUUAUAAUUUUGGUAAUAAAUUCCUACGAGCCGGUAAUUAUAUCCUACAAAUUUAGAUAACACUCUUUACCAUAAUUUUCAUUAAGUGUAGUAAAAAUUUUUCCCGUUGUGGUGCUGAUGAGAUCUACAUUUUGGUGUAGUUUAUUACCAUAGAGUCAGGCAUUUUAAUACAUUUGGUAUGAAUUGUGAGACGCUACUCAGUGGCGCAUUUUUCACUUUUAGUUUUCGCUCAGCUCAACUCGAGUCAACAUGGCGAAAUUAAUUCGCGUGUCCAAUUCUGCCCGUGGAAAAAAACUGAUAAAAACAUCUGGAAAUUAUACGGAAUUUUUGGAAACAGGUGACUCUUCGCCUGUGACGUCAUGUGUGUAAAAAUCUGCACAUUUUUACUCAUUUCUCU